Tarenaya hassleriana is the source of this 870-nucleotide messenger RNA. RefSeq names its product cationic amino acid transporter 2, vacuolar-like. The record is from RefSeq and is a predicted model, not a curated record. Gene Ontology annotation, molecular function: amino acid transmembrane transporter activity. The transcript has 7 exons. Lineage: Eukaryota; Viridiplantae; Streptophyta; Magnoliopsida; Brassicales; Cleomaceae. The annotation marks the transcript as partial. Gene Ontology annotation, cellular component: membrane. Gene Ontology annotation, biological process: transmembrane transport; amino acid transport.
GCGCUGAUUCUGGAAUACACGAUUGGUGGUUCAGCUGUUGCCCGUGGCAUAUCCCCCAAUCUGGCACUGUUUUUCGGUGAAAAUGGCCUGCCUUCAUUUGUAGCGCGUCAUCAAAUUCCUGGCCUGGAUGUUGUUGUUGAUCCGUGUGCCGCCAUUCUAGUCUUUGUUGUUACUGGGCUCUUGUGUCUUGGAAUAAAGGAGAGCACAUUUGCUCAAGGAAUUGUAACAACAGCCAAUGUGUGUGUCAUGCUAUUUGUCAUAGUAGCUGGCUGUUACCUCGGGUUCAAGACCGGUUGGGUUGGUUAUGAACUUCCAACAGGGUACUUCCCAUUUGGGGUGGAUGGGAUGCUUGCCGGGUCUGCAACUGUCUUCUUUGCCUAUAUCGGGUUUGAUUCAGUUGCCAGCACUGCUGAGGAGGUGAAAAAUCCCCAACGUGAUUUACCGCUCGGUAUUGGUCUUGCGCUCUUCCUUUGCUGCUCUCUCUACAUGAUGGUCUCUGUUGUUAUUGUCGGUUUAGUUCCUUACUAUGCCAUGGAUCCUGACACUCCGAUAUCUUCUGCAUUUUCAAGUCAUGGAAUGCAAUGGGCUGCAUUCGUGAUAACGGUUGGAGCUGUCAUGGCUCUUUGCUCGACACUGAUGGGUUCGCUUCUACCACAGCCUCGAAUUUUAAUGGCAAUGGCUAGGGACGGCCUGCUGCCUCCGAUUUUCUCCGAAGUUAACAAAAGCACUCAGGUUCCUGUUAAAGGGACGGUGGCAACUGGUAUUUGUGCCGCAACAUUGGCGUUCUUCAUGGACGUUUCACAGUUGGCAGGCAUGGUAAGCCACUGUUAUUCUUAUUUUUUGUAUCUUCUAUAAAAGGAGAAGUUUUCC